Molecule: messenger RNA, 1080 nt
Organism: Cimex lectularius (bed bug)
Lineage: Eukaryota; Metazoa; Arthropoda; Insecta; Hemiptera; Cimicidae
Exons: 5
Coding region: 89-976 (295 amino acids)
Biological process (GO): negative regulation of translation; oogenesis
Cellular component (GO): perinuclear region of cytoplasm
Molecular function (GO): zinc ion binding; mRNA binding
Source: RefSeq, a predicted model, not a curated record
UUCAAAUCGGUGUAGACUUUAGACCAUCAAGCGUUCGACACCUCUUCAUCUUUCCGAAGAUCUUCAGCGUCCUGCGUUCAUUUCACUUAUGAAGAUGUGGCCAACGAAUCCCACCAGCAGUUCUUCAGAUUAUAAGGACUGUAAACCAAGCUUGGUGCCAUCUCCAAAAGCCUUACCUGGUCAUGAUGGGGUCUUUGGUUCACAGCCUGUUCCAAAAGAUUUACAGGCAAGCUAUCAAAGCAGCCUACGACCACGAACCUGCUCGGCGUCCAGCGGAGACAGUUACUUCGUAGAUUCUUUAUCCUUUGAGCGACUUAGCAUUUCUCCUCCAAACACUUUGCCCCAAAACGAAGAUAACAUUUUCAGUGCGAACCGAUCAGGCAGUCAAGAUAAUUUUCUUCAGUUUAGCCUGUUUGGAGAGCAGUCUGAGAACAUCAUGAAACAUGCCUCGGACGUUCAGAAAAGUAUUCACACAAAACUUUUCGAUUUAAUAGAGCAGCCGAGGGACUGUAGCAUCCUUCGUAGAGAUGUCGUAAUUGGGUCUGAAAGUGAGAGGAUGCACAGUGAAAAUAAAUACAAGAAACCCAUAUUACCUGUACCCAUUUAUCCUGAUGAAAUUACAAAUGAAAAUAUAGCGAGUAAUGUUCAAGCUUCUCAUGUUCAAAACCCAAAGAUAAAAUCAUCACCUUAUGGACUGUUUUGCUCAUUCUGCUAUUCAAACAAAGAGACAGAAUUAAUGUUCAAAGGACAUAAUUUAAGAACAAGAAAUAAUUCUGGUAGGAAUGUUUUGUCAUGCCCUGUUCUGCGGCGGCACGUGUGUGAAAACUGUGGCGCUACUGGUGAUUUUGCUCAUACUUUGACCCAUUGUCCUUUGCUGAUUAAACAACUCGGCCAGAAACCCAAAGCACUAGCGAAUACUUUAAAGGACACCAUUCGUGACGCAGCUGGCCGAGUUCGAAAAAACACUUUCAGCUGAGUUCUUAUUUUUAAAAGUUACAAUCUUAUUUAUCAGUGAAUGCUCUGUUAAAAUAAUAAAACAAAAAGCCAUGUCAUUACUGCAUCUUGAAAUUACAAAUUAAC